UCAGGUUUAUCAAAUAAUAUCUCAAGGCCUUUCAGUUUACACAAACUUUCUGAAGAACAUUUAAUGCUACAGAAAACAUGCAGAGAUUUUGCAGAAGCAGAAUUGAAACCAAUUGCAGCCCAGUUAGACAGAGAGCACAAGUUUCCAGCAGAUCAGAUUCAAAAAAUGGGUGAAUUGGGUCUUCUUGCUAUUAAUGUGUCUGAAAAAUAUGGAGGUUCAGAACAAGAUUCCUUGGCGUUAGCAGUUGCUGUAGAAGAAAUAGCUAGAGCAUGUGGUGGUACUGGAACUAUUAUGUCUGUACAUAAUUGUUUAUAUGUUAAUUUACUUGACAGAUGUGGUACAGAGGAACAAAAGGAAACAUUUCUAAAGCCUUUUACCAGCGGAACAUUAGGUUGUUUCGCCCUUAGUGAACCAGGUGAUUUAAUUUGUUUCGAUUAA
Anoplophora glabripennis (Asian longhorned beetle) is the source of this 438-nucleotide messenger RNA. RefSeq names its product short-chain specific acyl-CoA dehydrogenase, mitochondrial-like. Gene Ontology annotation, cellular component: mitochondrion. Bases 64 to 438 code for a protein of 124 amino acids. Gene Ontology annotation, biological process: butyrate catabolic process; fatty acid beta-oxidation using acyl-CoA dehydrogenase. The transcript is spliced from 2 exons. Gene Ontology annotation, molecular function: flavin adenine dinucleotide binding. Lineage: Eukaryota; Metazoa; Arthropoda; Insecta; Coleoptera; Cerambycidae. The record is from RefSeq and is a predicted model, not a curated record.